Messenger RNA from Paramecium octaurelia, 1413 nucleotides. Lineage: Eukaryota; Ciliophora; Oligohymenophorea; Peniculida; Parameciidae. The record is from the annotation of a GenBank genome assembly.
AUGUUAUUUUUCCUAUCAGUCGUAAUAAUAAAUGGUUUGUAAUUGAAACUCCAACCCUUUGAUUAUUAAAAAGGAGAAGUAACUGAUACAGCGUAUUCAGUAAAUUAAAUAGAUUUAAAUAUAGGUUUCACUGCAAAUUGCUGGCUCAAACUAUUAAAUGGUUAUUGACAAUAUUAAUCCUUACUCAUGGCUAUAUUCCAAAAAUCCAGCCAAUAACAAUCAAUGUAGCAAUUGCCCAUAAGCUGUCUAAUAAUUCGAUUGUAAAGAAACUUAAGGUUGUGAAAAGCUUUAGAAUUCUGAACCAAUAACAUUAUCAAAUACAAAUAAAUGCAUAUUAGCUAAAAACGUAAGCAAAUUCACUAUAAAAAAAAGACUGUCAUGUUGGAUCAACGAUCAUUUGACAAUUUUUAGCUCUGUCUAUCCUAUGAUAUUUCUAAUUAGUAAUAUAAAUAAAAUGGAGUGUUGAGCUUAACAAAAUUAACAGAAUCUCCAAACUAAUCAAAUCUAUUUUAUUAGUACGUAAAAUUUGAAUUAGAUUAGAACAACACAGCUUGUAAUAAAUUUACCAAAUCUCAACAAGUUAAGGAUAAGAAAGAAUCUUCAUAAGUGAGUAGAGUGAGUAUUAACUCAGAAAGACAAUUACAUAUUAAAACCAAGCACAAGAUUAAUGGAAAUUACAGUUCCAACUAUUUCAAAAGGACAUUUAAUUUCUGAAAAAGGAAGACAAUUAAUUUAUUACAUUUGAUCUAACUACCAAAUACAAUUAUUUUACAUAAGACAUCAUCAAAAAGAUAAUAUCACAAAUAAAAAACUAUUAAAGUUUAGUAAAGAAAUUGCUCAAUUUUAGUUUUGUUCCAUUGAAGACAAGAGACUAAUGUGUCUAUGUUCAAAGCCUGACUUUAUAGACAAGAUUCCCAAAAUUAAAAUUGCAUUUAAUGGAUUACCAAACACAUAUUUUCUCCCUCUGAACCCAAAAUUUUUAUAGAACGAGUAAAAAUGCCAAUUAGAUAUAUUCCAACAUAGCACUUCCUCAUUUUUAGGAAACUAAUUCUUCUAGUAAAUAUAUCAUAUCUAACCUAGAUAAAAUGGAGCAAUAUUUAAUUCAAAAGAUAACACAAUUCUGAUUGGAUAAUCAAAUUAAGACACUGAGGAUCCAUUUUCAUUUUCUAAUCCUACCUUAUAUUGUUUAUUAGCUAGCUUCUUAAUGCUGUUUGGAUUAUUAUCUUUAAUAUUCAUACUAAAGUAAUUAUUAAUCUAAUUUAAAGUAAAAUCUCUUAAGAGCAGUUAUCAAAGCCAAAAUAUGAACAACCAUAACCAAAACCAUUAUAUGUAGUAUCAAACCAUUUAAAUAAAUUUAAACCGUAUAAUUUAGAGCUAUCUACAAAUCAAAAAAUGAUUUAUUCAAGAGGAUGA